This is a messenger RNA of Peronospora matthiolae, 1530 nucleotides long. The record is from the annotation of a GenBank genome assembly. NCBI's taxonomy places the organism in Eukaryota, Oomycota, Peronosporomycetes, Peronosporales, Peronosporaceae.
AUGGACGUACUGGAGCUCUCGGCGCUGCCGCCGCUCUCGCCUACAAUCGAGCGCGUCUUCUCCGAAGCUUUCGCCGAUCUAUCGGACUUGGACGAUGACUACGACGAAGUGGCUCUGGCCACGCUCAAGCCGCACAAACGGCCGUCCAGUGAUGUACCCACUGCGACUACAAUGCUCAAACCUGGUCAUACGACCCGACCGCUAAAUAGCAGCAGCUGUAGCAGUAGCAGCAGUAGUAAUAGUUGUAGUAGUCGCACUAAUAGUCCUCGGAUCCUUUCGGUCCUGUCGCCCACGCCGGCAUCCAUGGCGUCCGUCUUGCAUAACCAGCAGCAGCACAAGAAGGGGAUCCGGAACAUCAGUCCCAGUGGUGGGAAGAAGCACCAGACGCUCCUUAAGGACAACGGGAUGGAAGACAAACGUGCUCGACGGUCAGCUAUUGAGAAAAAGUCAAGACAGAGACGGCAGCGUGUGCUCAAGACGAUGCGGGACGAGGUCCAGCAGCUCGAGACGCUGUACAGUGCCAUGGUUGAGAAACGCCAGUCGACGUCGCUGGCGACGGGGUGUCAUUCCUAUUGGAAAAACGAAGACAUUUGUAGAAAGAGCCAGUUGCUCGCGCCAGCACGGGCAAGUACUUUUUAUGUUGACGAGCUGGCGUUGGCAAAAAAGUACGCCGAGCUCUCAAUUGUGGUGCAAAGGUUGGAAGACGAUCGAAGAAUGUUGCAGCAGUUGCUGCGACCUCAUCAAGAGUUUUACGAGACCGUGGAAAAUGGGUUCGCUGAUGAAAAAAAGAGAGGAGAGGAAGCCAAAUUGGAGGUGUGGGACACGGGCGUCCCACCAAGUUUGUCGUUCCAGGCCGAGUUUACGAAACUCACGACAGCGGAAUGUUAUGCUUUGGUGCGUGAAUCGUACGAGGCGAUCCAGCGGUUUCAGCAGACCGAGCACUUUAAGUCGACAGGUGCCAAUUUUAUGGGCUGGACGGAUAAGCGCAAGUAUGACGAGAGCACGGGGACGCUGCAGUAUGGAUUUACGAAGCAGUUUCCGUUGGAGACAGCUGAGGGAUUAUUGCUGAAGACGUGGGGCAUUUUUACCGAUGCGCGAAAGUUCAAAGACUUGUCGUUUGACCGUUCGGUUCAAUUUCGGUACCAAGUGUUGCAACAAAUGAACGACGACUUGGUCAUUAUUCGACGGGAUCAUCGGAUCCCGAAUAUUGACACGACAUUCGCUUCGGUGCAGGUUUUGUUCCGCAUGCAGACGCCGACUGGCUUCACGCUUUGCAUGCGCGCGAUUCCGUCUCCUGAGAUUCUACGCGUACAAGACGCCCAUGAGUAUUUCUACGAUUUAUUUCACUGGACGCACUUUAAUCAUAUGUAUGACGAGGCCGGCAACGUGGCGGGAUGCGAGUUGAUGACAGCUGGUUCCAUCGCCGACCAGAGCCAGCUCAAAUCCAGCUACUGGCUGUUCGAGAUCGUGUGCUCUACUCUGCGCUGGGAAAGCGUCUGUGUCGCACCUUUGUUUUUGAAGCAGACGUGA